AUGCCACAGAAGCAACCGGUCGCCAUGCCCCAGCAGCCUCAGCAAUUAUGGCAUCUAGUCCAAAUGCCCCAGCAGCAACUGGCCCCAAUGUCUCAGCAGAAGCACUACAAAAAACUAAAGAUGGCGGCUCUAGUAGCUCUCACGCCAGCAUCGUUGAACAGUCGGUUCUCAUCCCAAUCUAUUAGUACAGUUCCAAAUCGUGCUACGAGAAUGGCAAAACGGUCUUCUCCCAAUCCCGCUACACUCGUGGGGAGGUUUUGCCUUUUGAUAGCAGAGACGCUCCCAAGGACAAACAUGUUGGCAUCUCUGCAGCGAGCAUAUACCCACCACUAGUAAAGGAUCCUGGGAGGAAAUGUACAACUUUAAUCUGAACGUUGUUAUCUGAAUUUGAAGUCCUUUGUACUAACCAUGUAUCUUUCAACAGGAAAAUGUAAUGGUGGAAGCUCUAACGGUGAGAAUUGAUUUAAUGACUAAAAUUGAAGACAACAGAUUCUGUGUUGCUGACACUGUUCUCAUUUCUUUUAGUUGUCAGUCAUGCUCAGGAAGUUGCUGGUACUCUUGCAUGAUGGAAUCAAUAAAUAGUGUUACUUUAAAAAAUACCUUGUGUGUUGGAAAUACUGAGGUUUCUCUUGUGCGAAGACUGAUUUUCAUGAUGUCACAUGGUCUGACAAACACAGCUGUAGCUCGGCCCCCAUCCACCAGAUGAAGAAGGGCAACAUGAGCGGAUGCAGUGGAUUGAGACACAGCCCAUUCAAAAACCUGAUGUUUCUAGCUUAAACUGAUGGAUUUUUCUGGGUACCGAGAUUGAUGCACAUGUGCGUCAAUACUCUUGACCUGUCGCUCAUUCCACCUGCUAGUCCAUUUAUCUUACCACAGACUCCUAAAGAAUGGAUUCAGUGUACUUUAUCUUUAUAAUGCCUGGAACGGUUUAACCUAUCAAUUAACAAAUAUAUUCUGUACAAACUACAGAUCAUAGAACAUGUACAUUUUCAAGUAUUGUUGGUGAAAUCUAACUGCAUAGUAUGAGAAUUCAGACCUUAAAUGAAUCCAUUAACUUUAAAAGAGGAAGCUGGUAGGCACUAGCAGGGAAGUUUAGCUAGCAUAAAUUGUCACCUGGGAAUCAUUGACACAACUUGAAACAUUUGCCUGUUGUAGUUGACUGUCUGUUCGGCCAAAGACUCAUGAACAUGGAUAAAAUUGUAUCCGCAUUCAUUUGUCUGCUUUUCUGUAAAAAGUUAAACUCUUUGUGUUGUCGGACAAUCUCUUGUCUAGCAUACGUCAACAGACUCCAGCAUUUUUGGACACAAUCUUACUGUGUCCACAGGCUAUUAUCCAACACAUUUCUACCUGACCAAUGAGUUUGCACCUGCAAAAGCCCCUGGCAGGAACUUCAUUAGCCUUCAUUAAAAGGUUUAAAAGGUGCACUUGAUUAAGCUCACCCAGUGCAAUGGGUAGGUAGAGUCACUAUUUAAAACCAUUGGAUUGAUCCAUGACGCGCAACCCCUCCAGCACACCAGCUGAAUGAAAUCAAGCGCACCUAAUCUCAAUUGGGAAAUUGGACCAAUGGAAAUUAUAUUCAGUGGCUGGCAGCUGUACCUAAUUAGCCAGCCAGAUUAGAAGGGUCUAGGAUUCCUUUAGAAGGAGCAGCAAAACACUGUCAGAUACAAUAAGGGGGAUCUUCUGGUAAGGCGUCUGUCUACCAUCAGUGCUGAAUAUUGGUGAGGUUUUGAUGAGAAAAAUGGCUGUGACCUUUGGACUCUCUUUGAGGUAAAUUGUAAUCCUCUAGUUUGUUUCCCUUGUCUUCCAGGUUUUACAGGUAGCUUUGUUUAACUGACUAUGAAUUUCUUUUAUUUAGAAUUUCUUGGAUUUAUUGCCUGCUAAUUGGAGGGAUAAUCUGUUAUCCUCCACCUAAAGGUGUGUUUGUUCUGCACAAAUUAAUUCAGUUAAAAUAACACAGUAUUUGUAUAGUUCCAAUAACUAUAAAUGCUGGCAUUUUUACUAUUUGUAAGUUUUUUUGUUGUUUGUCUUUUGUUUCCUAGGUAAUUAUAGAUAUAUUCCACAAACUGCAUUAAAAGGAACCGGCUCCCGUGUCACAGCAACAACAGUAACCGCCUCCGCAGAAGCAACCAUUCACAAUGCCUCAGCAAGUGUGGCAACUGGCACAAAUACCUUAGGUGAUGUAACCGGCCCCCGUGCCUCGGCAGCAGCAACCGGCCCCCGUGCCUCGGCAGCAGCAACCGGCCCCCGUGCCUCGGCAGCAGCAACCGGCCCCCGUGCCUCGGCAGCAGCAACCGGCGCCGUCGCCUCGGCAGUUGCAACCGGCGCCGUCGCCUCGGCAGUUGCAACCGGCGCCGUCGCCUCGGCAGUUGCAACCGGCGCCGUCGCCUCGGCAGGAGCAACCGGCGCCUCUGCAGGAGCAGCAGCAACCGGCCCCCGUGCCUCGGCAGCAGCAACCGGCCCCCGUGCCUCGGCAGCAGCAACCGGCGACAAUUCCUCGGCAAGUGUGGCAACCGGCCCCCGUGCCUCGGCAGCAGCAACCGGCCCCCGUGCCUCGGCAGUAGCAACCGGCAACAAUUCCUUGGCAAGUGUGGCAACCGGCCCCCGUGCCUCAGCAAGUGUGGCAUCUGGUUCAAAUGCCGCAGUUGCAACAGGCGCCGUCGCCUCAGCAGCAGCAACCGGCCCCCGUGCCUCAGCAGCUGCAACCGGCGCCGUCGCCUCGGCAGUUGCAACCGGCGCCGUCGCCUCGGCAGGAGCAACCGGCGCCUCUGCAGGAGCAACAGCAACCGGCCCCCGUGCCUCGGCAGCAGCAACCGGCCCCCGUGCCUCGGCAGCAGCAACCGGCGACAAUUCCUCGGCAAGUGUGGCAACCGGCCCCCGUGCCUCGGCAGCAGCAACCGGCGCCCGUGCCUCGGCAGCAGCAACCGGCCCCCGUGCCUCGGCAGCAGCAACCGGCCCCCGUGCCUCGGCAGCAGCAACCGGCCCCCGUGCCUCGGCAGCAGCAACCGGCCCCCGUGCCUCGGCAGCAGCAACCGGCCCCCGUGCCUCGGCAGCAGCAACCGGCCCCCGUGCCUCGGCAGCUGCAACCGGCGCCGUCGCCUCGGCAGUUGCAACCGGCGCCGUCGCCUCGGCAGGAGCAACCGGCCCCCGUGCCUCGGCAGCAGCAACCGGCCCCCGUGCCUCGGCAGCAGCAACCGGCCCCCGUGCCUCGGCAGCAGCAACCGGCGACAAUUCCUCGGCAAGUGUGGCAACCGGCCCCCGUGCCUCGGCAGCAGCAACCGGCCCCCGUGCCUCGGCAGUAGCAACCGGCAACAAUUCCUUGGCAAGUGUGGCAACCGGCCCCCGUGCCUCGGCAGUAGCAACCGGCAACAAUUCCUUGGCAAGUGUGGCAACCGGCCCCCGUGCCUCAGCAAGUGUGGCAUCUGGUUCAAAUGCCGCAGUUGCAACAGGCGCCGUCGCCUCGGCAGGAGCAACAGGCGCCAUCGCCUCGGCAGGAGCAACAGGCGCCCUGGCCUCGGCAGGAGCAACAGGCGCCCUGGCCUCGGCAGGAGGGCCAACUCCUCAAGCAAAAUGGACUUUAGCAUGAGUGAUGGUUCUCAGAAUGUUGGGUCCGAUGAUGGUGACAAUGAAAGAACUCAAGACGUCGGCUCCAGUAGCGCUCAAGGCCGCAUUGUUGAACAGUCAGUUCUCAUCCUAAUCUAUUCCUGCAGUUCUAAAUCGAUUUUUGACAAAACUGUCUUCUCCCAAACCUGCAACACCCCUGGGGAGGUUAUUCCGUUUUGAUAGCGGAGAUACUCCCAAGGACAGUGCUAUUGGCAUCUCUAAAUCAAGCAUAUCCCCACCUGCUAAGAACUCGCAACCUGCUAAAGGAACCCCACCACAAGGAAAGGCUCCUGGGAUGCAAUGUACAACUCAUCUCAACUUUUGCUUUCUAACUUUGAAAUCCUUUAUAUUAAUCAUUGUCUAUCAACAGAAUUCUAAUGGUGGAUUUAUCCUUUGGAUGAUCCAUUUUUCCUUUUUUUUUAUGACCGACAAUGACCAUUCUGAGUUGUUGCUGACACUCGUUUAGGUUCCAUUGUAUGCUUUUGAUUCGGCCAGGGAGUUGCUCUUGCUACCCUGCAUGACUUGAACAAUAAAAUAUUUUACAUUUAAAAGUGCCUCGUUGUUUUUGAAAUGCUGAGUGUUCUUUAAUGUCUACCUUCUGGCUUGCUGAUUGAGAACAGUGUUGGUUGCCAGUGCAGUUUGGUUCACAGUUCCUAAUCGUUUGGUUUUCAAAUAUCUGGUUUUUAUCUUUGCUACUGGUUGUUCAAAUUCCAAGAUUGGCUCUACAGUAGAGCGACUGACCACGUUUACAUGCAUACCAAUAUCCCGUUAUUUGGGAUAUUCUGUUUGCGUUGACUGAUAUAAAAAUCAUAUUCCAUUUACAAUAACCCGAAAAAGCUUGUAUCCCGUUUUUGAGAAACCUGGAUAAGAUGCCUGGGAUAUGCUAAUUGAAGACUGGAUACUAUGGCAGGUAAACCUGUUAUCCCGUGUCUGUGCAGGCUCCGUUUCGCAUAUAAUGGGUGUUGUGUGAUCUCAUCUGUCAAACACUUCAAAAAGUAGGCUACCUGCACAGUUCAACAAAAUUCAUAUAACUACUUUUGACUUUGGUCUCGUCCAAUAAAAUCACUGAUUUUAGAUUUGGUUGCAAAACAUUUUGCUACGGUGUCCCCUAUUGAACAUGACUAUGAUUUAUUUGUCACAGUUCCUGUUUGUGCUGGUACACUGGGUGAAUUCCAAUGAGAAAUCUCUGGGCUACUUUGGCCUGACGUCACAUGACCUUUCACUCGUGGGCAUUUACGACGGCGACUCAAACAUGAAAUGGCUCAUGCCCGAGGGAGAGCUCUCCAUGGAGCGCGAGGGAUUUCUGCCAGUCGCUCAUACGAGGCAAUCUCAAGGUCAGAGGUCAAAACAAACCUGAAUUCUAAUAGUAUUGGUUUUCUUUUAAAUGCCUUUGAGGGUUGAUUGUGCCAGAUAAGCUCAACUAAGUGCAGCUAAAUAAGUAUUUGAACCCAUAUCUAUGGAGCAGUACACGUUUAAGUGGCUUGGAUAAUCUAUAGAAAGCAGCAGUAAAUUAUACAGUGACCUCUAAUGUAUGUAUAUUGCUUCUCAAAUACUUUUUUCUUAUUUUUAGGAGUUGAAGCAGGCAGUAGUACCUGAUCCUAAAACAGUUGUAAAACGAAUAAAUGAAUGUAAAUAAGCUUUGACAAUUAUUGUGUCUGUUUUGGAGUGAGUAUUGUUUUCUGCCUGAAUCUUAUGUAGGCUACUAUCUCAGUGUGUGCUCUGGAGGGCAUGAGUGUGUCUUUAUGUGACGGCUAGUCCGCUGUCUACAGUCUGAGUUGACCACAGGUCAGUGGCUACUCACCACUGAGAUUUUGGCCGAGUUUGUUAGCGUUGGCACUGAUCUGAUGGUUACAAUCACAACUGAGUGACCUCUGAAGACUGACAGGGCCUGGAGGGUCUAACAGAGAAAGAAGAAUUGGAAUCUGUCUUAGGAUAACAGAAGAUAACAGAAGAUUCCAAAUGCAAUCACAAAGAAACAACAAAUACAAUAGAAUAAAAUAUGAUGCAAUACAAAACAUUUUUUUGUAUUUUCAUAAAAAUGCUACAUUUAAGUGCAGACCUGUGUUAAAAUAUAUGUGUAUUUGAGUAUCUGGUAUUUAAAAUACUUUUUCUGUGUAUUUGAGUAUUUUCGAAUAAACAGCCCAAAACAAGAACUUUUAUUUUUGUAUUUGAAUGGUUAUUUAUGGAAAACCAAAUAGUCUGCCAAAUUGUAGUAUUUGAUAUUAUGUUCAAAUACUUAUUUCAAAAUGUCACAUACCAGGGUUAAAUGCAUGGGAGUGUAUUUGAGUCAGUGUUUCCAAGUGUAUUUCCAAAUACAUCAAAAUAAUUCUACUAAUUAUCUUUUCAAAUAAAAGAUAUCUGAAUACUUCCUUUGCAUGUAUGUGAAAUGAAUUGAAAUAUUUUAAAUAGUAUUUGAACCCAGGUCUGAUUAAGUGACAUACAUGAAAGAUCCAGUCACAUUAGGACUGUGUACAGCAGUGGAAGAGGGGAAUGAGUGCAGAUUUCUAGACAUUAAGGGCCAUACAAUAAAGUAAAGAAGGAUUGGAGCACUUGGGGUGAAUAUAAAAGACCAGAAAAAAGAACAGAUUGUCUGCCUGCUGUGCUGAAAGAAACAGGACAAGAAAACGACACACACCAAAGAGAGAGAAAAGUUGAACGGUUGAUCCCUAAAAAUUCCUAUAAAAAAAGAAGGGAAUUUCAAAGCCCAGACUUGGAAUCAAGGAUAAUUAGCAGGUUUGGAGUGCCAAGCGGAAACAUCAGCCAGAACAGGGAAAACACUACUUGGCAGAUGUUGAGUUUAAGGGGCCGGGAUAUAUGAAUAGCUAUCUAUACAGUUGCAUGCAAAUGUAUGUGCUUGUGGUUGUGUACUGCAAUCAAAGUUGAGACAAUAUUGGAAGAAAUGCGUCCACAAAAGAGGGUAGAUGGUCAGAGGAUGAUGAGAUGGGUUGUUGUCUUGUGUUUUAUUUCAUCCACAUGAAGGAGACCUUUUAUGGAGAUAGUGGGCACCUUCGAGAGGAUCACUAUUGUUAAGUCGUUGACAAUCGUUGGUCACGCCUUUCAAAGUGUGUUGCAUUCUGGGGAUAAAACAUUUCCAACUUGAGUCGACUGCAUGAACUUUACAAAAAUCAUGUGAUCAAAGGUGAAGAAGAAUUGACUCCAACUUUCUGCAGUUGCUCUUCACCAACUUCAUCCUGCAGCCAUCACCUGCAUUGAGGGAUUGUCACCUCUAUUGUCAAUCAAUCAUUAGUGUUUUUGUUUGACCAACACGAACAUGACCAAAAACAUGACUGAAACAGGAACCAAUUUGCUGCAAUUCAUGUGUAGCCUACAGUGCAUACAUUUAUAUGAUUGAGGCUCUCUCUCAUUUAUUGAUUGUAUAAUAUACACACAAAUGAUUUCAGUUUGUGAGUGGGUGUUGGAGACAUAUAAAGAAAACAUUUUAUAGACAAUAGCAACACUGCCAUGGUGAUCUGAGACUUGCUGUUGGAAAACAACAUUAGUGUCUGAGUUUCGGCUGUCGCAGAUGCACCUCUCCUGACUUUACUACUCGACUUUGGUCUACAGUCAGUUGCCUUACCACUCAAACGAGCCCUAUAUUUGCCACAGAAAAAUGAAAGACUAAGAUCAGCAUAAGCAUUGGUGUGGUGUGUUAGCAUUAUGUGAGUGUUUAAUUGCUGUCUGUUUGUUUGAAUUCAGAAUUUGUCCAAGAUGUUGCACUAUGUGCAACUGAAACUGUUAAACAGCUAAAUGUUGCUAUCCUGAAUUAGCUACACUGUUUAAAAGAAGGCAUGUGUAAAAUAAUGGUGCCUAACUGCUCAUUUAGCCUCUAAUCUUCAAAUAUGUCAAGUGAAUUUUGUACAAGCAAUAAUAUGCCAAGACAAAAUGUGUUUUCUAGUUUAGAGCAGGGGUAUCAAACUCAUUACAUGGAGGGCUUAGUGUCUGCAGGUUUUUGGUUUUCCUUUCAAUUAAGACCUAGACAACUAGGUGAGGGGAGUAAUUAGUGCCCUUAAUUCAGCGAUCAAGUACAAGGAAGGAGCGAAAACCCACAGAUACUCUGUCCUCCAUGUAAUGAGUUUGAUGCAUGCUUUAGAGUAAGGGCUGUCAAAAAGACAAAACACAACCAAUAAUUUAUUAUGGUCCUUUGUCAGGAACUCAAUUAGGGAAUUAACCACACCUGAGUACAUUUCUGAAUUCCAAAUCACUUAUGGGCAUUUGAAACGAUCAGACAGGUUAAAGCAAUAUGGAAAUUGCUUCACCUUGCCUUCUGAUAGGCUGGAUGCAAUUGUGGCCAUAUUGCUUAUACCUAUCCAAUCAUUUCUAAUAAUAAUAAUAAUGAUUCACAGAAGUGUCUCGGCCAGGGUGUAGGAUUUAGGGGUCAAUUUGGAAUUAGGAAUUAAAUGUAGUUCGGUGGCUGACGGCUGUCCUUAAUUAGCCAACCACAUUAGAAGGGUCUGGGAUUCCUAUAUAAGGAGCAACCAAAACACUUGCAUAUACAGCAAAAGAGAUAUUCUGGUAGGGCUUAUGGCUACUAUUAGUUCUGAAUACUGGUGAGGUUUUGAUGCGUGAAAUGGCUGUGAUGAUUGGGAUCUCUUUCAGGUAUGUUUUUAAAAGUAUUGAUCAAGUUUGUUUCACUUGUCCUUCAGGUAGGUAUGUUUAACACUUUCUUUUUUUUCUCUAGAGUUUCUUGGCUUUGUUGCCUGCUAAUCGGAGGGAUAACCUGUUUGACAUUAAAAGUUGAGUUUCUACACAUUAAUUUCAAAUAAUUGAUAUAGUUCCAACAACUUCAAAGGCUAGCAUUUCAGUUUAGAUUUGUUGUUACCUAGGUGACGGAUAUCCUGCACCAGUUUCUGAUGCAGCUUGGCUCUAUUCAGGAUCAGUUAGGUCUAGAUUAUUGCAACUCUCCAACAGCUGAAAUGCAAGAGCAGCUGACCGCCGCAGAAGCAUUCGGCCCCCAUGCCUCAGCAAGUGUGGCAUCUGGCCCAAAAGCAACUGGUCCCCAUGCCACAGAAGCUGCUGGCCCCAGCAGCCUUACAACGUGUGGCAUCCAGCUUAAAUGCCCCAGCAACAGAAGCCACCAGCCGCUGAACCUCAGCAGCAGAAGGAACUGGCUGCCAUACUUCAGCAAGUGUGGCAUCUGGUGA
Molecule: messenger RNA, 8741 nt
Organism: Coregonus sp. 'balchen'
Lineage: Eukaryota; Metazoa; Chordata; Actinopteri; Salmoniformes; Salmonidae
Source: the annotation of a GenBank genome assembly